This is a messenger RNA of Octodon degus (degu), 1699 nucleotides long. It is a transcript of the gene Ccdc65, whose product is annotated as coiled-coil domain containing 65. The record is from RefSeq and is a predicted model, not a curated record. The transcript is spliced from 8 exons. NCBI's taxonomy places the organism in Eukaryota, Metazoa, Chordata, Mammalia, Rodentia, Octodontidae. Gene Ontology annotation, cellular component: axonemal dynein complex; axoneme. The coding region runs from base 159 to 1655 and encodes 498 amino acids. Gene Ontology annotation, biological process: cilium-dependent cell motility; axonemal dynein complex assembly; regulation of cilium movement.
GGCGCCGGCUCCGCUCGGCCUCGACCCCACCCCCGGCCGAGACCCGCGGUGCUGCGGCGGCGGCGGUGCCAGAAGGCAGUGCCAGAGGUGUCUUUCCGGAGGGCUUCCUUGUCCCAGCGGGAGCCGAGGCUUCUUGCCUGGAUCCGGCCCCGCGCGCCAUGCCUAAGAAAGGCAAGAAUGCCAAGGCGUCCCUGUCCAACGAGGAGCAGCUGCUUCUGUUUCAGCAGAAGCUGCUGGCCGAGGAGGAGAUGGCCAAGAAGAAGGAGCGGCUCCUCAGCCAGUUCCUGAAGGACAAGCUGGCCAAGGAGGAGCACAACAGCGCCCUGAACCUUAACAAGAUCAACAUGCAGUGGAGAGCUGUCCUCCGGGAAAUCAAGACCAGAGAACUUCACAAGGACAUGGAGAUCCUCAGCCAAACCUUUGAGCGAGUGAUGGACUGCAAGGACAGUGUUAUCAAGUCUUUAGCUAAGGACCUGUCUGAGGCUGAGGAGCAGCACGCCCACGCCCUGCGUAGUCACCUGCACAAUGUUGACCAGCUCUUAGCCCUGCAGAGGCGCCGGCUCGGCCUCCUAGAAGAAAGUUACGACAUGGAGCUGGAGGGCCUAACCACAGAGUUUGAGACGGAAAGAAAGACCAUCACUGACCAGCAUGACAAGGAGAUUCGCUACCUGCAAGACGUCUUCAUGGCCAUGGAGCAGAGCUACACAGACUCUGAGUACGAGAGCAAGCUGGAGUUCCAGAGCCUGUGGGAUGAUCUCAAAAACAAGAAUUUAGAAGAGAAGCACUUUCUACGAAUACAACUGGAGAAUAUAGUAGAAGAUCUGUGGAAAAGGUUCCAGGAUGCGCUCAAGAACUAUACUGAUGCCACGGAGGACAGGAAGAUCGCCUUUGAGACACUGAAAGUGAAGGAUGAGAAGAGCUCCGAAGAGAUUGAAGCACAGAUGAAAAAAAUCCAGAAGCUGCAGGAGGCCAUAGCUGUUUCCAAAGGCAAGAUCCUGCUGCACGGCCGCGAGAGUGAAGAUCAGAACCAGUACGUCCGCAACGACAAGGAGUUGGUCCUGAUACAGCUGCGGAAACUUAAGGCUCAGAGGACUCAAGCCAGGGGAAGAGCCCAAGAGAACUUAGUGAAACUCACCCAGGACAGUACUGCAACUCUGAAGGCACUCAGAAAGGUGGUUGAGAAGGGUGAAAGGAUCCUUAAACUUGCUGAAAUAUGUAGGAAAUUUGAAACGGAGGAAGAGAAAGUGCUGCCUUUCUACUCAUCAGUCCUGACUCCUGAGGAGCAGGAGUUUGAGAUGCAGGAUGGAGGUGAAGAGCCCACCAGAGAGCUUGCAGAGGUGAUGGCAGACUACAGAGGGAUGGAGAAUUUCUGGAAAAGGUACAACAAAGUGAAACUGGAGCAACUGAGCCUGCAGCACAGGCGGACUCAGCUGCUGGACAUCAACAGGAAGCUGCGGGAGCUGCUCAAGCAGUACUUGGAUGGCAUCUCAGUGAGUGAUGAGGUGCUGAGCCAGCUCAACCCGCUGUUCAUAGUCAAUCACCGGAGCAACCUGCCUCAGCCCCUGCCUGCACCUGUGGCCCCGCCAGGCAGCAGGGGGCCUCCAACUGCUCAUAACAUCAUCGAAGCAGCCCAUAUCAUCUCUCACACCCUGUAACACAAGCCAGAAAUCUCUUUCCAAUCCCAAGAUUUUGGGGUUUU